UCUGACCGUCUCCUCUCGUUCGCUCGGCAGGCGUCAGGCUGCAGAAACCCGGAGGGAUGGAGCCAGCGGGCGCGUACGGCGCCGGGAAGGCCGGAACCCUCGCCUUCGAUCCGGUUGCCUUCUUCACGCAUCCCCGGACCAUCCUCAGACUGCUGUCGUGGGUUUUCUCCAUAGUGGUGUUCAGCUGCAUCGUGAAUGAGGGCUACAUCAACAUCGGCAGUGAGCGUUUGCUCUGCAUCUUCAACAACAACGCUGACGCCUGUAACUUUGGUGUGACUAUUGGCGUGGCCUGUUUCCUCGGAAGUAUCUGUUUCAUGAUCCUGGACGUUUACUUUCCCACCAUCAGCAGCGUCAGGGACAGAAGACGCGCCGUCCUGCUGGACCUCGUCUUCUCUGGCCUUGCCAGCUUCCUGUGGUUCGUUGGCUUCUGUUUUCUGGCCAAUCAGUGGCAGGCGACCUCUCAAGACGAGCUGCCAUUGGCCCAGGGCUCCGACGCUGCCAGAGCCACCAUCGCUUUCUGCUUCUUCUCCAUCCUCACCUGGGCUGUACUGACGCUGAGCGCACUGCGACGCUUCUUAACCGGCAGCAACACAAACUUGUUCACAUGGCAACACCUGGAGCCCGCCCCCAGCAACGCUCGAGCUACACCGUACCCCAUUGCCAACGGUGCUACCAUAGUAACCACCAACCCCUAUCAAGCCCCACCCUUCACUGAAACCCUGGACCCCCAGAAACUCACACAGCAGAGACCCAUGGCUCCGGCCUUCUAGAGACAGACAGAUGGACAGACAGAAUGAAAGAAAGAGGAGGUGUGAGUUGUACAACACCGCACGGACAACUUCCUGCCUUGCUGUCUAGUGGCUUUCCAUCCUCUCCUGGGACUGGCGAGAUUCUGGGUCGUGUGAUGUAUGAUCUAUUUUCACCAUGGCAACUGCUGGCUCAGCUUAGUUAGUUGUAACUCUCUGUGUCAAGAAUACUGUCUUAUGUCCCUGCACACACACAGGUAUCGACGCACGCAAAUACAGCUGUACUCACUCACACCUGGAAACAGAUAUACAUGUACACCUGGAAACACAUGUAUAUACACCUGGAAGGACGGACACACACACACACACACACACACAC
Messenger RNA from Seriola dumerili (greater amberjack), 1125 nucleotides. RefSeq names its product synaptogyrin-3-like. Gene Ontology annotation, cellular component: neuromuscular junction; synaptic vesicle membrane. Lineage: Eukaryota; Metazoa; Chordata; Actinopteri; Carangiformes; Carangidae. The record is from RefSeq and is a predicted model, not a curated record. The transcript has 4 exons. Bases 57 to 770 code for a protein of 237 amino acids.